AUGAGGCAGAUCACGCGCGACGAGCGCGACGCGGAGAUCGCGUGGCUCGCGGGGAUGCUGAAGCUGUGGCUCGACGACGAGUGGUCGAUACAGGAGCCGCACAGAGACUUGGGGAUGCGCGCCGCGGAGAAGUGCACCGAGAUGCGGUUGGAAGGGUGCGAGGAGAUGGGCUCGCUCGUGAUGGGCGUCGCGCAGGAGCUCAUCGAUUUCGACUUCUCGGACACGUUCGUGAACGCGUUCGAGGUGGCGAACAAGUGCUCGGAGAUCUUGAUGAUGCGCGAGGGGUACGAAGUGUGCUGCAUCAACAAGGACGACGAGACCCGGCAGGAGCGGUACGACGCGCUCGUCGCCGCGGGGGAGGCGUGA
Messenger RNA from Micromonas pusilla CCMP1545, 366 nucleotides. RefSeq lists its product as uncharacterized. The record is from RefSeq and is a predicted model, not a curated record. The coding region runs from base 1 to 366 and encodes 121 amino acids. The transcript has a single exon. NCBI's taxonomy places the organism in Eukaryota, Viridiplantae, Chlorophyta, Mamiellophyceae, Mamiellales, Mamiellaceae.